AUGGUCACUUACACAAAUCAGUACGCAGCCAAGAGAAAUAGAGUAGGUGAUCGUUCAGAAGAAGAGACGUUGGUGUUUAUUGCAAAACUUGUGCUAAGUGGAUAUGUAACAGUGUCACGUUAUCAGAUAAAGACAGUCAUAACGACCUCAUUCAAACAAUUUGCACCUCACGUGCAGCAUCAUUCUGUCGAUGAACCGAUGGUACCAUACUUCGAAAGUCACGGUUGCAAACAAUUCAUAAAAGGGAAACCAAUCCGAUGCGGAUUCAAAUUUUGUUGUGGAGGCACAAGUGGUGGAUAUAUUAUUUGGCUCGAAUCUUACCAAGGAGCUGGCACGUGUAGUAAGGAUUACGAAACGAAAGGUAUGGGGUACGGUAUGGUAAUGACUUAUGUUGACCAGUUACUUCCACAUGUUACAUAUCGAAUAUACUUUGAUAACCUCUUUACUAGUGUUGAACUACUACAUGAUCUAACAGAGAGGGGCGUGGAAGCAACAGGAACAAUAAGAGGAAACAGAGUUAAGAAUUGUACUCUAUCAUCUGUAGAUAAAAUGAUCAAAGAAAAUAGAGGAUCAUAUGAAGUUUGUUCUGACUCAGUAUCCGAGAUUUCCAUUGUACGUUGGAAUGACAACAAUGUUGUUACUGUAGCCACCAACUUUGACAGAGUGCAACCACUACGCUCUGUAGCAAGAUUUUCCAGGGAACAAAAGAAAAGGAUUAGCGUGCCUCAACCCAACUUAUUACAGUCCUACAAUAAUCAUAUGGGAGGCAUAGAUCGAGCUGACCAAAAUACAUUGCAGAGCAAAGUGGCCUGGGAUCUUUACAAGCACAACGAAGAACCCAUAGAUAAUUUCGUCAUCGAAUUGUCACUGCAAUUCUUGAAAGUAACAAAAGAGUCACUUCCGGCAGAGGACGUCCUAGCAAGAGGGCAAAACUAG
Schistocerca nitens (vagrant locust) is the source of this 936-nucleotide messenger RNA. Its product is annotated as piggyBac transposable element-derived protein 3-like. Gene Ontology annotation, molecular function: sequence-specific DNA binding. The record is from RefSeq and is a predicted model, not a curated record. Bases 1 to 936 code for a protein of 311 amino acids. The transcript is spliced from 3 exons. Lineage: Eukaryota; Metazoa; Arthropoda; Insecta; Orthoptera; Acrididae.